Eucalyptus grandis is the source of this 2544-nucleotide messenger RNA. RefSeq names its product chaperone protein dnaJ 8, chloroplastic. NCBI's taxonomy places the organism in Eukaryota, Viridiplantae, Streptophyta, Magnoliopsida, Myrtales, Myrtaceae. The transcript has 2 exons. The record is from RefSeq and is a predicted model, not a curated record. Bases 709 to 2394 code for a protein of 561 amino acids.
AUUCAUCAUCAUCAGCCAAGCUAUGAACAUCUAAGGGUCUUUGGAUGUGCAUGUUAUCCUUGUCUUAGACCAUACACACAACAUAAAUUCGAUCCCAGAUCUCUUACCUGUGUCUUCCUGGGAUACAGUGAACGCCAUAAAGGGUAUCGCUGCCUUGUACCUACUGAUGGUCGUAUAUAUAUAAGUAGACAUGUUGUGUUUGAUGAGAAUUUCUUCCCAUUCACAAAGAAGUUGACAACUGACUAUGAACAUUAUACUACUCUGUACAAACAAUGGGUGGAAGAAGUUAAACUUCUUGAUUCUCAUAGUGCAGCACCAGUAAACAAUGGCUUCACUGACCAUCCAGCAAAUUUCCGGUAUAGUCCUACUUUGGAAGAUGAUCACACUGAUACAUCAUACAUUGUAAGUACGCCACAAAUUUCAUCUUUCACACACAUGCAAUCUGAUUCAGUUGCUGAAGAACAACCAGGUCUUACUUCCACAAGUGUCACACCAACUGACAUUGUCAUUGAUCAAGGUACUGUUGCUGUUCAUCAAGGUACCGCUGCUGUUCAUCAAGGUACUGCUGCUAUUCAUCAUAUGCAGACUCGACUAAAAUCUGGUAUUAUAAAACCAAAUCCUAAGUAUGCAUGUUUAGCUGAAUAUAAAGUGCCUCUGGAACCACGAUCAGUUAAAUCAGCCUUAGCUGAUGAAGGGUGGUACUGAGCAAUGCAAGAAGAAAUGAAUGCUCUGUAUGAAAAUCAGACCUGGAUACUAGUUCCUAGAACUAACCAGAUGAAUGUUAUAGGCUGUAAAUGGGUGUUUAAGACCAAAUUAGCACCUGAUGGUAGUCUUGACAGAUUAAAAGCUCGGUUAGUUGCCAAAGGGUUUCAUCAAGAAGAGGGAGUUGACUUUACUGAAACAUUCAGUCCUGUUGUUAAACAUGCUACCAUUCGUAUAGUACUUUCUGUGGCUAUGAUGAAAAAUUGGCCAAUACAUCAACUUGAUGUUAAAAAUGCUUUCCUACAUGGAGUCUUAAAUGAGACUAUGUAUAUGGAGCAGCCACCUGGGUUUAUACAUCCUCAAAAAUCUCAGUGUGUUUGUCUUCUCAAGAGGUCUUUAUAUGGUCUUCGUCAAGCACCACGUGCCUGGUUUGAUAAAUUUAGUAAUUUUCUUCUUGAAAAUGGCUUCUUCUGUAGUACAGCUGACCCAUCUCUCUUUGUUCUUCAUAGUGGUUCAGAUAUAGUACUGUUAUUACUCUAUGUAGACGACAUAAUUUUGACUGGCAGCUCAGCUCAGCUUCUAGCUACAUUGAUCAAGAAACUGAGCCUUCAAUUCCACAUGAAAGAUCUCGGAUAUCUUCAUUAUUUUUUAGGAAUUGAAGCCAAACGUACUUCUCAAGAUCUCUUUCUUUGUCAGACCAAGUAUGCAAUUGAUCUACUUAACAGAGCUCACAUGACAGAAUGCAAACCUGUCUCAACUCCUUUGCCACUUAGAUCAAUUGCUAUGACAAAUGAUGAUAUUCUGCUUGCUGAUCCACUUGAGUAUAGAAGUAUAGUAGGCGGUCUUCAAUAUUUGACGAUCACCCGACCUGAUCUUGCCUAUGCAACGAAUCUGCUAUGCCAGAAAUUGCAGCAUCCAACAAUUGCAGACUUUCAUAAAUUGAAAAGAGUCCUUCGCUAUGUUAAAGGAACAGCACAUCUAGGGAUCUUCCUCCAUUCUAAUAGUUCAACAGCCCUCUACGGAUACUCAGAUGCUGAUUGGGCUGGAUGUGCUGACACCAGACGUUCCACUACUGGUUUUUGCACUUAUCUUGGCUCUAAUCUUCUCUCUUGGUCAGCCAAGAAACAACCUACCGUAUCACACUCUUCCACCGAAGCUGAAUAUCGAGCACUUGCAUCAACUACUGCUGAUCUUACUUGGAUUAGCUUUGUCCUACGAGAUAUUGGUAUAUCUCUCAUAUCACCCACACUCUUGUUCUGUGAUAACAAAUCUGCUAUUUCUCUUACAGCUAAUCCCAUCCUACAUGCUCGCACUAAGCAUAUUGAAGUUGAUUUUCACUUUGUUCGUGAAAAAAAAGUAUCCUCAGGUUCUAUAAAUGUUCGAUAUAUUCCAACUCAUCUUCAGCUUGCUGACAUCUUUACUAAGUCCUUAUCACGUUUUGCUCACUCUACUAUUAGAACCAAAUUGGGUAUGAGAUUCUUAACCCUUCCCAAUUUGAGGGGGGAUGUUAAGGAAAUAAGAGCAACUCAGCCCAUGCAGAGGGAUUACUCUGCUGUCACAACUUCAACAAAGGAAGAUAAUGAAAGUGAAAGGGCUGCAGCUAUUGUAAAGAUCAACGGAAGUAUAGCACAAAGCAUAAAGCGAAGCACACAAGUCAGGGGAGACUAUUUGACUGGGAAAGCCACGUCAUGAAGGGAGUCGGUGAUGAAGACUUCACCGAAGACUUCAGUUUACACAUUGUGAUGAGCAAUUUCAGAGGAGAAUCGAAUGGUCCGCAGAUGUACGAGUCGGAAGAGCAAGGGGUUGAUGAGCCGAUGAGAGGGAUGGAUGAUUCAGAUUGGG